Messenger RNA from Chiloscyllium plagiosum (whitespotted bambooshark), 333 nucleotides. NCBI's taxonomy places the organism in Eukaryota, Metazoa, Chordata, Chondrichthyes, Orectolobiformes, Hemiscylliidae. The record is from RefSeq and is a predicted model, not a curated record.
AAUAUGUUCCUGCAGGUUUUGAUUCCUCGGAUGACAGGCCAGCCACUUGAUGAGACAAAGCUGAACAAAGCUCUGGCUGAAUUGAAUGGAACCUUGGACAUUUUAGAAUCAAUGUUUCUGAAGGACCAGGCCUUCCUCUGUGGUGAUGAGAUGACAUUAGCUGAUCUAUUGGCCAUCUGUGAACUGAUGCAGCCACUUGGAGCAAAUCGUGACAUAUUGAAAGAUCGUCCAAAAUUGAUCGCCUGGCGUAACAGAGUGCAGUCGGCACUGGGGAAAACAUUUGAUGAUGUGCAUUUUUUGCUUUAUCAACUAAGAGAUAAAGCUAGGCUUUAA